This is a messenger RNA of Rotaria sordida, 1068 nucleotides long. The record is from the annotation of a GenBank genome assembly. NCBI's taxonomy places the organism in Eukaryota, Metazoa, Rotifera, Eurotatoria, Philodinida, Philodinidae.
AUGUUAAGUAAACUCAAUGUAUUAGUUAAUCAAAUUUUUCAUCAUGACAUACUUCUUCAAUCUCCUAUGAAUUUACGACAAUUAUCAAUUAAAAUCAAACAUUCAACCAUGCUAGAAAUGAAACGUUUACUCUCACCGAUGACUUGUCUCACACAUCUUACUCUUCAUAUCGAUUAUGUUCGCAAUGAUAUGACAGAUGGCAAUGCUUGGAUACCAUUAUUAAAGAAAUUAGUUGUAUUCAAGUUCUUAUUUUACGUUUCUAGCUUAGAAAAGAUCAAUCUUGAUUCAUUUCGCACUCAAUUCUGGCUCGUAGAGAAGAAAUGGUAUGUUACCUAUGAUCGAUGGAGUGAAUCUUAUUCAUCACUUCUCUAUACAAAUCCAUACUGUGGUCAAUAUUGGACUCGAUCUUCACAUAUAACGGGAAGACUUGUGACAGAAUCAACUGGAUUGGAGCCUACGACAUGUCCACAUGUCAACUGUCUCUUUAUACAAAAUAUAUCACAAAUCAACGAUGUACCUUGGACUCGAUUCACUCGUCUUGAUUACUUAGCUCUUGAACAAAAUCUGAAUACUGUAUUCGAACACAUUGCUACACGUCUUGAUUUAUCGUAUAUAACUAAUUUUUCUUUUAAUCAAUCGGAUAUUGAAACACCAAGUAAUGACUUUGUACGAAUACUCCAUAGUUUACCGCAACUACGCUCACUCAGGUUACCCGUAUCGAUUCUCCACGUCCUUUUUGAUCGUAAAUGGUCUAAAAUUAUCGAUCUCGAUAUUAUGAGUAAUUAUCGAUUUCCAUCAGAGCCAUUAAUAUCCAUCCAGAUUGAUUCAUUUUGGCGUUCGUUUACUCGUUUGGAAACAAUGAUAUUUUGUCGUGAAUGUAUUCAAGAUGUGGCACGAUUAUUCGAUAACAGAGCAAUGACACUAUCAAUUGUAAUGAUUCGUCACUUUGGUAAUCUGAAUGAUUGUGAUCCUCAAUUGAUCACACGUGAAUGGCUUGAGAAGAACACAAAAUUGCGUCAAUUCGACUAUUUUUGUAAUGAUAUACGAAUUGUUUCCAUGUGGAUCUAG